AUGUCACAACAAGAAAAGUACCGCAAGGCAUUCCACUACAGCAAGCGCCUCGCAGAAUUAGCGUCAGAGGAGACAGGAGAUAACUUUCUAGAUCGUCUCUAUGUGUUGACAUCAUUGAUCAACCUCUGGGAAAGGCAUCAAAAGGCGGAGCUCGUUGAAGUUUUACCACCAGGACCUCACGGAAGCCACCAGUACGGGACAACUGCAGAGGAGACGGAGGUGCCCGCACCAGAGGAAGCACCAGGACCUCACGGAAGCCACCAGGACGGGACAACUGCGGAGGACACAGAGGUGCCCACACCAGAGGAAGCACCAGGACCUCACGGAAGCCACCAGGACGGGACAACUGCAGAGGAGACGGAGGUGCCCGCACCAGAGGAAGCACCAGGACCUCACGGAAGCCACCAGGACGGGACAACUGCAGAGGAGACGGAGGUGCCCGCACCAGAGGAAGCACCAGGACCUCACGGAAGCCACCAGGACGGGACAACUGCGGAGGACACAGAGGUGCCCGCACCAGAGAAAGCACCAGGACCUCACGGAAGCCACCAGGACGGGACAACUGCAGAGGAGACGGAGGUGCCCGCACCAGAGGAAGCACCAGGACCUCACGGAAGCCACCAGGACGGGACAACUGCGGAGGACACGGAGGUGCCCGCACCAGAGGAGGCACCAGGACCUCACGGAAGCCACCAGGACGGGACAACUGCAGAGGACACGGAGGUGCCCGCACCAGAGGAAGCACCAGGACCUCACGGAAGCCACCAGGACGGGACAACUGCAGAGGACACGGAGGUGCCCGCACCAGAGGAAGCACCAGGACCUCACGGAAGCCACCAGGACGGGACAACUGCAGAGGACACGGAGGUGCCCGCACCAGAGGAAGCACCAGGACCUCACGGAAGCCACCAGGACGGGACAACUGCAGAGGACACGGAGGUGCCCGCACCAGAGGAAGCACCAGGACCUCACGGAAGCCACCAGGACGGGACAACUGCAGAGGAGACGGAGGUGCCCGCACCAGAGGAAGCACCAGGACCUCACGGAAGCCACCAGGACGGGACAACUGCGGAGGACACGGAGGUGCCCGCACCAGAGGAGGCACCAGGACCUCACGGAAGCCACCAGGACGGGACAACUGCAGAGGACACGGAGGUGCCCGCACCAGAGGAAGCACCAGGACCUCACGGAAGCCACCAGGACGGGACAACUGCAGAGGACACGGAGGUGCCCGCACCAGAGGAAGCACCAGGACCUCACGGAAGCCACCAGGACGGGACAACUGCAGAGGAGACGGAGGUGCCCGCACCAGAGGAAGCACCAGGACCUCACGGAAGCCACCAGGACGGGACAACUGCAGAGGACACGGAGGUGCCCGCACCAGAGGAAGCACCAGGACCUCACGGAAGCCACCAGGACGGGACAACUGCAGAGGACACGGAGGUGCCCGCACCAGAGGAAGCACCAGGACCUCACGGAAGCCACCAGGACGGGACAACUGCAGAGGACACGGAGGUGCCCGCACCAGAGGAAGCACCAGGACCUCACGGAAGCCACCAGGACGGGACAACUGCAGAGGACACGGAGGUGCCCGCACCAGAGGAAGCACCAGGACCUCACGGAAGCCACCAGGACGGGACAACUGCAGAGGACACGGAGGUGCCCGCACCAGAGGAAGCACCAGGACCUCACGGAAGCCACCAGGACGGGACAACUGCAGAGGACACGGAGGUGCCCGCACCAGAGGAAGCACCAGGACCUCACGGAAGCCACCAGGACGGGACAACUGCAGAGGACACGGAGGUGCCCGCACCAAAGGAAGCACCAGGACCUCACGGAAGCCACCAGGACGGGACAACUGCAGAGGACACGGAGGUGCCCGCACCAGAGGAAGCACCAGGGGACCGAUGCAGGGCAGUGUCAAAUCAUCAAAUGACGACUAAUGGAAGAGAUGGCAGUGAACCAAAAAGGAAGAAGCCCUCUCCUGCAAGAUUUGUUGACUUGCCAACAACAGCGAAACAGUUGAAAAUGCUGAAAUGGUUUGUCUCAGAAUCUAAGGCAAGACUGGCAUUAUUUGAAAAUACUUUGUUGGAGGAGACUAAUGUCGAGGUGUUUCCCUGCUGGGUCUCUGAGGCAGCGCUAGAGAACACCAUAGACCUCAAAAUUAUCUCGGAGUUCUUCACACCUGAUGCAUGGGCUGCACUGUUUGAGUCUGAUGCCCUCGUCCUUGACGCACAUACAAGUGUGCCCACACCCUCGGAGGAGCCUGCAUAG
This is a messenger RNA of Ornithodoros turicata, 2274 nucleotides long. RefSeq names its product cell surface glycoprotein 1-like. The transcript has 28 exons. Lineage: Eukaryota; Metazoa; Arthropoda; Arachnida; Ixodida; Argasidae. The coding region runs from base 1 to 2274 and encodes 757 amino acids. The record is from RefSeq and is a predicted model, not a curated record.